Cornus florida is the source of this 1362-nucleotide messenger RNA. RefSeq lists its product as uncharacterized. The record is from RefSeq and is a predicted model, not a curated record. The transcript has 2 exons. Lineage: Eukaryota; Viridiplantae; Streptophyta; Magnoliopsida; Cornales; Cornaceae. The coding region runs from base 454 to 1155 and encodes 233 amino acids.
UUGGUACAUGGUAUAUCUAUCUAAGAAUUUAUAGGGUUGUAGCUGGAUCUGUUGGAAAAUGGGGGUUUAGCUUUAAUUAAUACAUAUACACACACAGCAGCAACACCGACUAUCUAAGCAAUGAAUGAAGGUUUCCUGCACUUGGUAUUAUAUAUAUAUAUAUAUAUAUAUAUAUAUAUAUAUAUAUAUAUUGCCAAUAUUUACUCCAUUGCUAGUAAUGUUUUCCUUUUCUGCACCCAUCUUGGGAUUUUUCCAACAAUUAAUACAUGCGCUGCCCCUUUACUCUCUCUCUCUCUCUCGUUUUCUACCAUUCCAGCUCCUUCAAUUUAAUUCAACUCUCCUCCUCCUCUGUGAUCCACCUCUCACCCUAAUUAAGUCAAGCUUUAAAGUGAACCCAUCUCUCUCCCUUUGGAACUCCUCUUAUAUGUGUGUGUGUUCGUGUAAGUAUAUAUAAUGGCCUCAGAGGUUAAAAACCAACAAUCACACCCACUUCAACAAGACCAUGUUAGUGUUAGCAGUGAUGGUCUAGUAACCGAUUACAGCCUACCCAGUCUCCGUCAAACCAUCUCGGUCACCCUUGAUCUCUUCCACCCUUCCUUGCAUACACAACUAGAAAACCCUUGUCGUCUUCAUACUCCGAAGUUAUUCUUACUCAAGGCUGCUGGUGAUCAGAAGAAGAUAUAUAUAUAUAUAUAUAUAUAUAUAUAUAUAUAUAUAUAUAAUCUCUUACACGGAGUUAUAGCUAGUGUGCGGCAAAAGAGGUACUUGGAAGCAGGCACAGGCACAACCACCAUGAGCCACAGAAAUGGGAAAGAGUCAAAACUUGAGUUGAAGCUAAAUUUAUCGCUGGCCGGCAGGGCUAACCCACCCCCUGAGUCAGCAUCAUCAGAGUCUCCGAUAUCACCGCCGCCAAAUUCAUGCGUCUCUUCAGAGAUCAACCAAGAUGGUGACGAAACCCUCAGUUACACCACCAAUAGCCCCGAAGCCACCUCCAUGAUGCUAGUGGGUUGUCCACGCUGCCUCAUGUAUGUUAUGCUCCAGGAGGAGGACCCCCGGUGCCCCAGAUGCAAGAACACCAUUUUGCUGGACAUCAUCAGUCAGAAUGCCACCCCCACCGCCACCACCAGCACCAAGAAUACCAAGAAAGCUAACUAGCUAGAGUAGACUAAUUACUCUUUCAAAUUUCUUAUUUCUAUACUUAAUAAUAUUUGGUCAUCAAGGACUUUUUGUUUUUUGCCUUCAGGUGAUUGUGUUAUUUCUACUCCACUUUUAGCUUGUUAGGUGCAAAGUGGAGCUUUCAAUAAUACUUUUUUCUCUCUGAACCAUUCGGUAUGGGCAAUUGGGUGUGGCAGUUUAGUAAGA